UCUACGGUUUUUCUUUUAGCACAUGUACGGCAGAACACCUGAUGGCCAGAGUCUGAUAGUUGACUUUGGGAACAGUGGUAAGUAUCAAACAUUUACCCGAGUGGUCUAAAACGAUCUCGUGAAUAUUGGUCUCUUCACGCGUAGAAGACAGUGGCCCUCACCCACGACAGCCACAGAAGGGAAACACAGACCUGGCACUCGCUGGCACACUUCAGCCCUGGCAGCUGGUACCUUGGCCUCGCAGAGGAGUUCAGUCAGGGCAGUGCCUCUGUGAAGUGAAGGGCUCGUACGGGAGAGACGCCUUUGGGAACACUCCUCAUGGCGGCGGCCCUGCGGGAGCGGGAAGCCGUUGGGAUCUGAAUUCAACACAUUUGCCUUUGUUUCCUGACCUCUGUGAGGAAAACGCUAUUAAUCGCCUUUAUCCCAUCCGUAGAGAUUUAUGUUUAUUCACUGCAUCUCCAUCAUUUUCAUUGUUAACUUGCAUAUUACCGAGAUCACGAUGGUUUACCUCUAACCAUUGGAAGCUCAUCGCCGAACGCAAGCAUGACGAGCAACGCCAUCAGAGGGAUCCGGAGGAAGAAGUCCUCGCUCUCCGAGGUGAAGAUCGCGGUGCUGGGCGGCCCCGGGGUGGGCAAGAGCGCGCUCAUCGUGCGGUUCCUCACCAAGAGAUAUAUUGGGGAAUAUGAUCAUCAGGCAGGUAAGUCACAGCUCCGAAUUCAUUUGUAUUCAAGGGGCGUGUUGAUGUAUUCAGUAUAUGUAAAGGUAAUGUGUUAAUCUCAGAUGCAUCAACUUUUCCCC
This is a messenger RNA of Penaeus monodon (black tiger shrimp), 798 nucleotides long. Its product is annotated as ras-like protein family member 11B. Bases 544 to 774 code for a protein of 76 amino acids. The transcript is spliced from 3 exons. Gene Ontology annotation, molecular function: GTPase activity; GTP binding. NCBI's taxonomy places the organism in Eukaryota, Metazoa, Arthropoda, Malacostraca, Decapoda, Penaeidae. The record is from RefSeq and is a predicted model, not a curated record.